CAUACGAAAUCAAGGAUUCAGCCCACACCGCCGGAUGCAUUGUCCGAUGGAAACAAGCAAUUACGAAGAGCUCGGCGUGAUUGGCACAGGGGCCUACGGUACCGUAUACCGAGCACGGGAUCUCAAAAACUCCGGCACGAUCGUCGCACUGAAGAAGGUCCGUGUAGCGCUCACAGAGGAUGGCGUCCCGAUGUCAACGUUGCGGGAAAUAUUUAUGCUCAAACAGCUCGAUACGUUCGGGCACCCGAAUGUGGUAAAACUCCUGGAUGUGUGUCAAGGACAGCGGUUGGAGCGCGAAGGACAGCUUGUACUGUUUCUGGUGUUUGAACAUCUCGACCACGAUCUGGACGAGUACAUCAAGCGUUUGCCUCCGAAAGGCAUGUCACCCAGCACGAUUCAGCGACUAUCGCGCGAAAUGCUUACCGGUAUCGAUUUUCUGCACUCACACCGCAUCAUCCACCGUGACUUGAAGCCCCAGAAUCUCCUCAUCUCGAGCGAUGGCCACCUAAAGCUGGCCGAUUUUGGGCUCGCGAAAACGUACGACUUUGAGAUGAAGCUGACGACGGUGGUGGUAACGCUGUGGUACCGUGCACCGGAGGUACUGCUGGGCGAAGCGUACAACAGUUCGGUGGAUAUCUGGAGUGCGGGCUGCAUCAUUGCGGAAAUGUUCCAGCGGCAGGCACUAUUUCCCGGUACGGCGGAAGGCAAUCAGUUGGAGAAAAUAUUCGAAUUAACAGGUCGCCCAUCGGAAGCACAGUGGCCGAGAGGGAUCUCGAUAGUGCGGGAAAACUUUCGCUCUACCCAGCGGCGAGAACCGCGUGAAUUUUGUCCCAAAUUGUGCGAUAAUGCGAACGAUCUCUUGAAAAGCAUGCUCGCGUUCAACCGACACGAACGUCCGUCGGCGAGACAGUGUCUAAAUCAUGCCUACUUCACACAGGAACCGAUGCCGACGUAA
Messenger RNA from Anopheles maculipalpis, 955 nucleotides. It is a transcript of the gene Cdk4, whose product is annotated as cyclin-dependent kinase 6. NCBI's taxonomy places the organism in Eukaryota, Metazoa, Arthropoda, Insecta, Diptera, Culicidae. Bases 35 to 955 code for a protein of 306 amino acids. Gene Ontology annotation, molecular function: cyclin binding; ATP binding; cyclin-dependent protein serine/threonine kinase activity. The transcript has 5 exons. Gene Ontology annotation, biological process: regulation of gene expression; regulation of G2/M transition of mitotic cell cycle; protein phosphorylation. Gene Ontology annotation, cellular component: nucleus; cyclin-dependent protein kinase holoenzyme complex; cytoplasm. The record is from RefSeq and is a predicted model, not a curated record.